AUGUUCAAACUGUGCAUCUUCGCCAUCAUCUUCGCAGUUGCUUGUGCAGCUCCAGCUCCUGAACCCAAGGCCGAGCCUAAAGCAGACCCCAAAGCUGAUCCGAGCCUGAUCGCUGCAGCCUACACUGCUCCACUUGUAGCGGCUGCUCCAGCAGUGGCCUACACUUCAGCCUAUUCUGCUCCUUUGGCCUAUGCUAGUUAUGUGUCGCCCUCUAUCUAUGCUGCUGGAUAUCCCGCAUAUUCUCCAUACACUGCACCCUACGUUUUAGUCUGA
This is a messenger RNA of Phaedon cochleariae (mustard beetle), 273 nucleotides long. The record is from the annotation of a GenBank genome assembly. NCBI's taxonomy places the organism in Eukaryota, Metazoa, Arthropoda, Insecta, Coleoptera, Chrysomelidae.